Molecule: messenger RNA, 616 nt
Organism: Trifolium pratense (red clover)
Lineage: Eukaryota; Viridiplantae; Streptophyta; Magnoliopsida; Fabales; Fabaceae
Product: probable calcium-binding protein CML25
Exons: 1
Coding region: 55-519 (154 amino acids)
Molecular function (GO): calcium ion binding
Source: RefSeq, a predicted model, not a curated record
UUGCAAUAGACAAUUGUAGAAAACCACAUUAAUUUCAAGUUUAAAUUCAUACAAAUGGCUCAUCUUUCUGCUGAAAUGGAGACACUAAAUCAAGUUCUGUCUCUAAUGGAAGCAUUCAAAGCUUUCGACGGAGACAACGAUGGCUGCAUCAACGAGGCCGAACUAGGGGGAAUCAUGGGGUCACUUGGGUACAAAGCUAGUGAUCAAGAAGUGAGAGCAAUGAUGCAACAAGGUGACAAGAACAAAGAUGGGUUAUUAUGCAUAAAUGAGUUCUUAGAGAUGAACACAAAGGGUCUGGAAACUGGGAUUCUUGCAAAUGUUCUAAGUGCAGCAUUUGAAGCUUUGGAUGAAGACGGGAAUGAGAUUUUGACAGGGGAAGAGCUACAUGAGGUGAUGGAAAAUUUAGGUAUUGGGUUGUCUUUAGAAAAAUGUGAGAACAUUGUUACUUCUCUUGAUGUGGAUGGUGAUGGAGCUGUGAGCUUGGAUGAUUUCCGACUCAUAGUGGAUUCCCUACUUUAAGAUACAUAGUCUAUAGCAGGCAUGGUGUAUGAUCAAUCAAAUAAUAUGUAUCCAAAAAAUAUCAAAAAAUAAUAAGAAUAAGCACUUAUAGUAUAAA